CCAAUGGGAGGGCCCGUUACUGGUGUGCGGGGCGCCGCGGUGUCGGGGACGCGUCAGGCCCGGUAGCGCUCGGCUUCCCCGUGGCUGGAGCACCAUGAGUUCGAUCGGCACCGGGUAUGACCUGUCCGCCUCCACGUUCUCUCCUGAUGGACGAGUCUUUCAAGUAGAAUAUGCUAUGAAGGCUGUGGAAAACAGCAGUACAGCUAUUGGGAUCAGAUGCAAAGACGGUGUUGUCUUUGGAGUAGAAAAAUUAGUCCUUUCUAAACUUUAUGAAGAAGGUUCUAACAAACGCCUUUUCAAUGUUGAUCGGCAUGUUGGAAUGGCAGUGGCGGGCUUGUUGGCAGAUGCACGCUCCUUAGCAGACAUUGCAAGAGAAGAAGCAUCCAACUUUAGAUCUAACUUUGGCUACAACAUUCCACUGAAACAUCUUGCAGACAGAGUGGCCAUGUAUGUCCACGCCUACACACUCUACAGUGCUGUCAGACCUUUUGGCUGCAGUUUCAUGUUAGGGUCGUACAGUGCGACUGAUGGAGCACAGCUGUAUAUGAUUGACCCAUCGGGUGUUUCAUAUGGUUAUUGGGGCUGUGCCAUUGGCAAAGCCAGGCAAGCUGCAAAGACAGAAAUAGAGAAACUGCAGAUGAAAGAAAUGACCUGCCGUGAUGUUGUUAAGGAAGUUGCCAAAAUAAUUUACAUAGUACAUGACGAAGUUAAGGACAAAGCUUUCGAAUUAGAGCUCAGCUGGGUUGGUGAAUUAACUAAAGGAAGACAUGAAAUUGUUCCAAAAGAUAUAAGGGAAGAAGCAGAGAAAUAUGCUAAGGAAUCUUUGAAGGAAGAAGAUGAAUCUGAUGAUGACAAUAUGUAACAAUUACUUCAAGUAUUUAAAAUUUGUACUACAGUCCCAUGUAAUAUUUAGCCUGUGGAUUAUACAUAACCCACUGAUCGAUUUUCAUUAAAUUUUUGUCUUGUAA
Molecule: messenger RNA, 968 nt
Organism: Ochotona curzoniae (black-lipped pika)
Lineage: Eukaryota; Metazoa; Chordata; Mammalia; Lagomorpha; Ochotonidae
Gene: PSMA3
Product: proteasome 20S subunit alpha 3
Exons: 11
Coding region: 95-862 (255 amino acids)
Biological process (GO): ubiquitin-dependent protein catabolic process
Cellular component (GO): proteasome core complex, alpha-subunit complex; synapse; proteasome core complex
Source: RefSeq, a predicted model, not a curated record